Molecule: messenger RNA, 733 nt
Organism: Capsaspora owczarzaki ATCC 30864
Lineage: Eukaryota; Filasterea; Ministeriida; Capsasporidae
Product: Yip1 domain-containing protein
Exons: 5
Coding region: 47-670 (207 amino acids)
Biological process (GO): endoplasmic reticulum to Golgi vesicle-mediated transport
Cellular component (GO): membrane; trans-Golgi network
Source: RefSeq, a predicted model, not a curated record
UUUUUUGAACUCACUUUUCAUCACUCUCUGAGAAAGUCACAAAGCCAUGGAAGACGUAGACAUUGCUCCGAUUGCAACGUCGGCAGCAGCAGUGGUUCAGCUGGACGAAGAAGCCGAAAGCACACUCGACGAGCCCAUCUCGGUCACUCUGAAACGCGAUCUGCUCAUGGUGUUUGAAAAGUUCUUCAUGGUGCUCAUCCCGCGGUUAAACAACAAGCGCAUCCUACACGAUUGGGACUUGUGGGGUCCGUUAAUCCUCUGCGUCACUUUGGCCAUGAUGCUCCGCGACACGGCACGCGACGAUCAGAAGAGCCUUGUCUUCAGUGGCGUCUUUGUCAUUGUCUGGUGCGGUGCUGCCGUCGUCACGCUCAAUUCAAAGCUCCUCGGUGGGACGCUCUCGUUCUUCCAGAGUGUAUGCGUGCUUGGUUAUUGCUUGCUGCCUCUGGUCGCCGGCACUCUCAUCAUCCGAACCCUCGCGCUGAUGAGCCUUGCCUCGGUGCCGGUGCGCAGCGUGGUUGUUCUUCUAGGCUUGGCAUGGGCACUAUUUGCCUCCAUGGGAUUCCUCGGAGAUAGUCAGCCCGUCAAUCGAAAAGCAUUGGCCGUCUACCCAAUGUUUCUCUUUUAUUUUGUAAUCAGCUGGCUUAUCUUUGUCCAGCCUGUCAGCGACUGAACACAUUCUAGAAUAAAUACGAAACAAUGCCCGUCUGAAACCCCAAUUGAGGCGAGUUUGAUG